Messenger RNA from Naegleria lovaniensis, 2496 nucleotides. RefSeq lists its product as uncharacterized. The coding region runs from base 1 to 2496 and encodes 831 amino acids. The transcript has 3 exons. Gene Ontology annotation, molecular function: acid phosphatase activity. NCBI's taxonomy places the organism in Eukaryota, Heterolobosea, Eutetramitea, Acrasida, Naegleriidae. The record is from RefSeq and is a predicted model, not a curated record.
AUGUCUCAAUUUAAUAACAGCAUCGGUCUCUUCAAUCAAUCCGACAGUACCUCUCUCCUAGAAACCGUCACUCGUUUCUACAAUGACAAGAUCAUUCAUGAUCAUUAUUGGCACCACUAUUUAGAUGAUCAUUAUUAUUCGGUUUCGUUCAUUGUCGGAAUGAUUAUUUUAGCCUUGUUUGUGUGUGUCAUGCUUCCAUUGAAAACCUUCUCAGUGCUCUAUUAUUGCAUGAUGGGACGUCGAAGAAUUUUCAAAUCGACGGCUCAUGAUCGACGACAGGAGGCAUCCUCUUCGACCAAUGCUUUGCAAGAGGAGUCUUCUCAAGAACGAGAAAAUUUGAGAACAUGUCAUUCUUCUUCAACUCGGUCCAUGAAAGAUACAUGUUUGAAUGUGACAAAAUUCAUGUGUUUGGAAGUGUGUGCUGGAUGGGUUCCUUCCUUUCUCAUUUGUAUCUUGUUGUGUUUGUUGAUAUUAUUUGCAUCGACCUUUUCAAAGAUUCAUUUUGCUGGUGCUGCCAUGUUAAUGAGUUUGGUCAUGUUGUUUUGGUUGGUUCAUUCAGUCAUGUUGGAUGGAGGCGUGUUUAUGGCAGGUCUGUUUCGAACUGUGAAAAAGGUCAAAGCUCAUUACCAUUUAAGGAAAAGACAAAAUGUGAAUGCUCAAAAAAUAGAUGCCACUUCUACUGCUUUGGAAAUGGAUGAAAAGAAUGGAGGAGUUUCAUCGGAUUUGAAUCAUAGCCAUGAUGCUUCAAAAAAUCAUCAAAUGGAAACUUCAAAUUCUUCAUCGUCACAACAAUCAAAUUCUGACAACAAAGGAAUUGCAACUGUGUUCGUUGAGGAAUUGGGUCGAACCUAUUUUGAGUCCUUGUCCUCACCAAUUGUAAAGAAACAUCCCAUAGUGAUCGGUCUCUUGGUGUUUCUAUUAUUUUGUUUGACAUUUGGCAUUUUCAUUGUCACAACUGUUGUUUCUUCAGAUUUUUGUGUGGCCUAUGAUCCUAUUGAAGUUUCUACCUUUAUCACACGAAAGAAUGACAAUGAAAUUUGUAGAGAGGGAAUUUGUUUCACAUACAUGACCAUUUCGAGAGAUAUUUCCACACAAAUGAUUGUAAAUUUCCAAGUAGUUGCCACUCGUCUCGACGAUGCCUACGUUUAUUACGGAACAUUUAAUCCUCAAUUAGAUUUCCAAUUUAAUUCAAAUACUUCAAGCAAAGUUCAAGCAAGUUGCUUCAAACUAGAUAAGGUCAUCAAUGAGAUCUCUCGAUAUCAAUGUUAUGCCAAUAUACUCAAUUUAACUCCAUCCUCUUCGUAUUAUAUGAAAAGUGCAGCUGUUGGAGUUCCAAAUUAUUCCUCUUCUCAAGCAUCAUUGAUGGAAGAUCCUAUGGUGUAUAAAUUCAGAACAGCUCCGAGUGCAUCCUCGAAUUCAGAUCGAGUUGUAUCUUUUGUGAAUGGUGGAGAUUUUGCUUGGAAAGAAGCAACAUUUCAAUUGGCCUCUGUGCUGACAAAUUUGGGAAGUAAUGUGACAACGUGUCCUUAUUUUGCAAUGGUUGGAGGCGAUAUUUCAUAUGAAAAUGGAUGUCCUUAUUGUUAUCCUCGAUGGGAUCGAUGGUUCAAGUAUUGGGCCAAGUAUAUGGUUGUGAAAAUUGAUUAUUCUUCAUCGAUUUCACACACGUAUACAUUACCUAUUGCGACCGCUGUUGGAAAUCAUGAAGCUGGAAAUUUCAAACGUUCUUCUCGUGUAACAAACGCCUACUACAUUCGACUAUUUCCACACGAAAUUGAAACUACGACAGCUCCUGUUCCCUUAAUCGUUGCGGAUCCACAAAAUUCAAGAGCUCUUCAAUAUAUCCAUUAUCUUUCCAAUCACACUGUCGUGAUGGUUUUAGAUUCAUGGGUUCAUGAUUCUCCAGCUCAACAGGUGGAUUUCAUUGUUGGGUUUUUCUCAAAUUUAACAAAGAACAAUGAUAAGGUGUACAAGAAUCGAAUUGUAGUCAUUCAUGAAUGCAUGUACACAUCGGCCAAGACCAAGAGUUCCAUUACAUUGGAAAUGAGAGACAAGUGGGAACAUUUAUUUUUAAAGUAUAAUGUGACACUUGUUUUGGAAAAUCAUGUUCAUACUUAUAAACAGACGUAUCCAUUACGUUUUGGAAAAGUUAUGGAUGCAACUGCGAAUCCACUUGGCUCCAAAGAUGGAGCUCUCAAUGAUUACAGUUAUGAAAGAAAUAUUUAUGGAACUAAUGGAGGUGUUAUACUGAAAGAAGAUGAAAAAGCCAUUAUUUAUGCUGGUGAUGGAAGUUGGGGUGCUCAUUAUUAUGGCGACGUUAUUGAUUGGGGUAAUCCAAUAUUUAGACAAAUUGGCAUUAUUACACAUUUUUAUCAUGUAAUGACAUUUGACAGACCGGACGGUACCUCAGUCAUUCAAACAGUUGCCUAUGGUUAUGAUGAAACCACUGGAAAUGGUGUGAAAAUUCAAGGAAGUGGACUUACCAUAACCACCAAGUAA